GCGAUACCGGAAUAGGUCGUAACCUUCGACGAACCCAAAAGAACACAACGAUGAUAGUGGUUAUGUCAUAACUUCGACUGGAGCUUCAGUCUGGUUCAGUCUGGGGCUGCAAAUAUAGCGAACUGUCAGACCUAAGUUGGUUAGAAUCCGCUGUAUUACGCAACGUUGUAAGGAUGGAUCCCAUCUGUUAGUGCCACGCUCUCCUCAGUGUUAUGCACCCCUAAUCGGAUGCGGCUGAAUAAAAUGGUCUUAAAUGGCGACUUAUAAGAGUGAGGGUCCUUGCCGAGUCUUUGGGAUCGAUCAAUCGUCGCCGGAGCAGACAGUCAAUGAUGCUCUCUGUGGUUUCUAUCCAAUAACAAUAAGAGGUAUGUGUAUAUUCCAUCAGAGCGAUAGAGGGUCUGGCCUAGGAUAAACAAACAUUAUUAACAUGAUAUACCCCCAGAAUUCUCCCCGGACGCCUUUGUGUAGCUGCAUUCUGUUUCCGUCGUCGCCAUGUCUCUCGAAAGAAUUAACGGGUAUACACCCCAAGAGACCUCUAUCCUUCUCACAAGAGCAGGCGUCGAGAGAGAAGCUCUUCCAUUCUUUCGUCUGGCCUUGAAAGCCUUCCUCGGUGGCUGCUACAUUAGUUUCGGAGCACAUGUCGACCUUCUCGUCCUGUCCGGGAGCCCGCAACUGCGGGAAAGUAAUCCCGCUCUGGCGACGAUGAUAUCUGGGUUCACCUUCCCACUAGGAUUCGUUCUCAUCAUCCUGACCAAUGCCGAACUGUUCACAUCAAGUCUGUUUUUCAUGACAUUCACGACCUGUCAGCGAAAGACCUCGAUCCUGGGAGCCCUCCGAGUCCUGGUGACCGGUUAUAUAUGCAACAUGGCAGCAGGCCUCUUCAUAGCAGGCUUUUUCUGCUGGUGGGCAAACACUUUACAGACAGAUGAACAAAAGGCGUACGCAGGAACACAAGCUGAAGGUCGCGUCAACGUACAGUGGUCGGUGAACUUCCUUAGAGGUAUCGGCUGCAACUGGUUCGUCUCUCUGGCUAGCUACCUCGCAACUGCCUGUAACGACCACAUCUCGAAGAUCUACUCCAUCUGGAUCCCUGUCUGGGCUUUCGUCAUCAUGGGCUAUCAGCAUUGCAUCGCCAACUACUAUCUGGUCCCUAUCGGCAUGUUCUACGGUACAAACUUCGGAGUCGGCAAAUUCAUCUACCAAAGCAUUAUCCCCGUUACGAUCGGCAAUAUCAUCGGAGGAAUCAUCCCUGCGGGUCUGAGCUUUUGGUUCCUUUACGGCAGAAACUCCCCAGUUGGUCUUGAUCAAGGCGCGAAGCUGGCUCAACAGAAAGAGGCAGAAGUGGGAGACGAAAGCGUUGAAAACCCGAGUGUUGCGUACCAAACCGGCCAGGUCCACAAUGUGAACCACAUGGUCUAAACAUCAAUAUAUAUUU
Messenger RNA from Paecilomyces variotii, 1435 nucleotides. Its product is annotated as Formate/nitrite transporter-domain-containing protein. Gene Ontology annotation, biological process: nitrite transport; transmembrane transport. Lineage: Eukaryota; Fungi; Ascomycota; Eurotiomycetes; Eurotiales; Thermoascaceae. The transcript has a single exon. The coding region runs from base 493 to 1419 and encodes 308 amino acids. The record is from RefSeq and is a predicted model, not a curated record. Gene Ontology annotation, cellular component: membrane. Gene Ontology annotation, molecular function: high-affinity secondary active nitrite transmembrane transporter activity.